GGAAGCAACAGUAUGUCGGCCCCUGCUUGCCUCCGCGGCUGGGCGCCGCCCGAGCGGGGGCCCCCGCGCCCGAGGAUGGCGGCGCCGCGCGCCCCGGAGAGCAUCUACAACCUCCUGCCGCGCCUGGAGGAGAGGCCUGUCCAGCCGCCCAGGUAUAUAUCAACUUUUCGACCAUUCAUCAAACGUGAAAUAGAGAAAAGUAAAGCUCAGUGGAAAACAAUGGGGCCAGCAAAAGUUGAAGUGCCCUCGCCAAAAAACUUUCUGCAAAAACAUUCAAAGGAACCCAAGCUACCAGAGAGAAAAAAGGAACAAGAUAGUAGGAAAAUGCCUGCAUUAUCAGUGCCACGGAGGACAGAUCACCCACUUAUGGGAAUUCAGAGUAAAAAGAAUUUUAUAAAUGCAAAUGCUGUUGCUGCUAUCAUGGGAUUGGCUAAAAAACCGCAACCUAUUUAUGUUGAUAGAAGACAAGGAGACAAACACCUGCUUGAAACUUCAGGACUUGUUCCAAAAUAUAUUAAAAAAAAGGAUUAUGGUAUUAUACCAAAAUAUGUGACACAGAGAAAUGAAGAAAUUAAGAGAGCUCAGAAAGAACAUGAGGCCUAUGUCUUGGAAUCUCUCAAAAAAAGAGCCAUGAAACGGUUAUCUGAUGAAGAAAGGAACAGUCUUCUGCAGGGUCUGAAAAAGAACUGGGAGGAGGUGCAUCAUGAGUUUCAGGGUCUUUCUGUAGAUAUAGACACCAUUCCCAAGAAGAUGCAUAAAGAAAAACUGGAAUCACAGAUGAAACAAUUGGAGCAUGAUAUAGAUGUCAUCGAGAAGCACAAAGUUAUCUACAUUGCAAAUGAGUAAGAACUAUUAAGUAAGUCCUUACUAUGAGUAGGGACUAUUUUCUAAAAAUUGCUCUUUCUUUCUUUUCUCCUUCUCUACCACUGCCUUUCCAAAAAAAACCCCAAAAAACAAAAAACAAACUAAAUGCUUAGAAAAAAAUGAAACAAGUCCAAUUAUUUAGAAGAAGAAAGUAUUCAGCUAAUACAAGUAUGUAGUUUCUUACCAAAGUUGUUACACAUAGCUAAUUAUCAUCUGUAUAAUUCACAAAACUUUUUCAAAUAAAAUUCUUAACUAACUUUCAGCAGAGAAGCAGUAAUUUCAUGUUAUUCUUUGUAAUUUUUACUAACAACUAAGAUUUCUAUAAACAUUGUAAGCAUAAAUAAUACAAUUUCUUAUAUUUGGAGCACUUCCAUUUAACAGACAAAACUAAGUGAACUGAUUGGCUACUGAAGAAAUCACGAUAAAAAAAUAACUCAGGGUGGGAUUGCUUCUGGUCUAAUUAUUAAAGAACUGAAGAGCAAAAGAGUUUAAACAAUUCUAUUUCUAAACAAUUUGGUUUCUACUUAACAUUUUCUGUAUUCAUUGCUACCAAAAUCAGUUUUUACAUUGGAAGCCCAUAAUAAUAUAAAGUUUGUGCAGUGUAGUUACCAUAGGUAGCAUGCUGUGCACGUUCAUGUAUAAAUAAUGCCAUAAUGCCAUACUACAUUUACAACUAAAGUAGGAAAAUAUGUAUUGAUUGCUGCUGUAGGUAUAAUGUUAGAUCAGAAGCGGUAUACUAGUAUGUAAGUCAUGCUCUGGAAAGACUAUUGGCUUACUGUACUUCAGUUAUUUGAAUAAAAACUAUUUUUUCCUUCUGCUCAUUCUUUGCUUCAUAACACAUCUUUCUGUAUUACAUCAGUCAUUUAAACUAGCAGCUGUUGUGACAUUGUAAUAUUUGACAUCAGAAGAGGAUGAAAUCAAGAAUUUCAGACAAACUAUUAAGAGCCACAUUUUCACAUACAUUAAGUUCUUUUCAUAAAUCCGUCAUUUAAGGGCUUUGAAGACUUUGCAGUGAUUUAAGGCUGUAUUUCCUGUGCUUCUUGAAUUUGUCUAUGAGAUGCACUAGGAAAGCUUGGGUGAGCAGGAAUGGGUAUUUUGGUUUUUGACAAACGAUAAUGUUUACUUUUAGAAGGUAUAUGCUGGAGGAAAAAAUAUAUAAAAUUUAUAUAAAAUAUAAAUGUCAUUUACUGUUUACUCAGAAAAAUGACUUAUAGUGUGUACUUUAACAAAACCCUGCUGAUCAUAAGGACUUAAUAACAUGACGCAUUAUCUGCAAAUGAAGUACAAGAUACCUUUCUUGAGAACACAAUAUAAUCAAUCAUUGAUGCUUCGUGUGGCUUCAAGAAAAGAAAAAACAGCUUAAACAAUAAAAUAGCAUGCAUUCCCACCACCUCGCUUUCAGCUAUUAGUUACUCAAAGACCAUUUGACUGAGUUUGACUGAGGAUCUGGAUUUGGCUCUUCUAUCUAUCAGCAGUGCUAACUUAAUGGAAAUGCAAUGUAGGAAAUUGCCUACCCUAGAAGUUAAUACAAGCAACAAAGCCACACUUGCAAAUAUGAAACAUUUAUCAUUCAGUACUAAUAGUUACUCUGUAUUAAAAUUGUCAGAAUGAAGCAGGGAGGGAUACAAAAAGUACUGCUGUCUAACAUGAGAAAGCAACUAAAGUCAGCGUACUUGUUCAGUGGAGUGUGCUGUCACUAGUGCCUUUCAACAGCACUUUUUUUAUACAUAUAACCUUUUAGAGCACUUUGCAGUUUUGCUGCUACACAGUGUGUUCUCCUCUUGGUGCAUGUGAAUAGCUCUGCUAUCCUGUGGUGAGGAUAUAGCCCCUUCAAUUUAUUUUGAUGCAUAUUUUAUGAGAGAAUUAUCAGUGCUUCUGAUUAUGGAAAGCAUAUAAUGGAAACCAUUGAAAGUACAGGCACAAGAAUAACAUUGUUAUCCUUUAAUUCUCUCUGGGAGAUUUGACAAAAUAAAUUUAUAGAAUCCAGAAAAUGUAAUUUUCAUGAAGUGCCAAUAAUUGAACGUGUAGAAUUCCUGAAUCAACUAGCAUGUACUGUUGGUGUAACUGAAGCAAAAAAUUGAAUGAAUUAACUCAACUGUUGUGAUAAAAUUGUUCCUUCAUAAAGGAUAGUAAAUGAAAACAGAAACAA
This is a messenger RNA of Rhea pennata, 3013 nucleotides long. It is a transcript of the gene ENKUR, whose product is annotated as enkurin, TRPC channel interacting protein. The record is from RefSeq and is a predicted model, not a curated record. Gene Ontology annotation, molecular function: calmodulin binding. Gene Ontology annotation, cellular component: acrosomal vesicle. The coding region runs from base 13 to 846 and encodes 277 amino acids. Lineage: Eukaryota; Metazoa; Chordata; Aves; Rheiformes; Rheidae. The transcript has 6 exons.